Messenger RNA from Arachis duranensis, 363 nucleotides. Its product is annotated as protein FAR1-RELATED SEQUENCE 5-like. The record is from RefSeq and is a predicted model, not a curated record. The transcript has a single exon. The coding region runs from base 1 to 363 and encodes 120 amino acids. Lineage: Eukaryota; Viridiplantae; Streptophyta; Magnoliopsida; Fabales; Fabaceae.
AUGCGGAGGUUUGAGUUUGUGGACUUGCAGACAGCUUAUGACUUCUACAAUGAGUUUGAACGGAUGCAAGGGUUCUCUGUUCGGAGGUCGAAGGUUGGGAGAAGCACAAAGAUUGGAUCGGAGGGAGAAUUUUUAUGGCAAAUUUUUGUUUGCUCGAGAAAAGGCGAGAGAGACGCCAAACACAUUCAUCGGGUAGAAAGGAAAAUGGAUCCUCGACCAAUUACACGAUGUGGGUGUGGUGCACAAAUAAAGGUUCACAUUGACCAAAGCACUGGCUGUUGGUUCGUAGAGAAGUUUUGUGAAGAACACAACCAUGAGAUGCUAGAUGCAAGGUUCCGGGAUUGUUGCGUUCUCAUAGAGUAA